GCAUCGCUUCAAUGCUCUUCGCGGCGACGUGGGGUCGGUAGCCUCCCGCCAGAAGUCCUUGGAGACGGUCGGGCUGUUGCUUGGGCUUCGUGAGUCGCCAGAUUUCGCCGAGGAGGAGAAGGGCGUGUACGCGCUGCUUGACUGGGGCGCGUUGCUAGCAGACGCAGGCAAGAGGGCUUGGGAGGCCGACGUGAAGCGGGAGAACAGGUGCGUCCAGCUCAUGGCCGCAACCCAGCUGAAGAACUGCAAAAGGUAUGCGAGGGCAACUCCCGACGACGUCUUGCACUUCCUCGCGGAGUAUAAGAACGCGGUGAACGGCGAGGUGACGGAGAUCACCAUCAUUCAGAUCUGGGGGCCCACGAAGAACGUAGAGAUUCGCUUCAAGCAGCGGGCCAAGCAGAUGGGUUGGGGUGAUUUGCCUUGGGACAAGCUGCUGGGCCUGAAGUUCGAGACUGCCGUGUCGUAUCAUCCUGGGCGUUGGGUCAACCCGACGAGCUACAAGGUGAGCAGCAGCUUCUACCGCUUGUCGCAGCUUCGCAUCAUCGAGCGGGACUGGCAGGGUGUCGACCUGGAGGUGGAGGAUCGGCGCUCGGUGUGGGAUGAGACGGUCAAGGUGGUGAACGGCGAGUGCGACUUGCAGCGCCCAGCGGCGCGCAAGACUGAGACGAUCUUCCAGUCGGUGAACGCGUGCUUCGUGGUGCUUAGGGCGGAGUACCCAGAGGUGAUCGCUGAUUGCGUCCGCAUGGUGGUGCCAAUUCCACAGGACGCCAAGCCCAUCGGCCAGUGCAAAGGACUAAGCCCAGGCCUGCAGAAUCCAGCGUUCAGGAACCAGAUUCGGGAGCCGAUGGUGAAGAGACUCGUGCAGGACAUGAAGGAGAGCGAGGCGCACAAGCAGCUCGCGGACCCUGAGUCGAAGCUGCACAUGGAUGUCAAGAGCCGGCAGGCCAAAGCGGCGGCCAAGUCGGCCAAGGUUGAGGCCAAGAAGAAAGAUAAGGCCGAGAAGGAUAUGAAGAGGAGCGAAGCUGCGAAGGCCGCAGCAAACCUCGUGACGAAGUCGUGCCCCCGGUGGAGGAGGAAGAAGAGCGCGGCGAAGGCCGACCCCAUGAAGGUCAAGAUGGGCAAUCAGCUGAAGAAACAGUCGGCGGCCAAGCUGCGCAAGAAGGGUUCCGAGCUUGUCGGUGCGGAUUGCCAGCCGAUCGAGGACGUGGAGGUCGUGGAGCUGCAGACUGGCAUGGAGACGUGGAGCUUCAUCGAGUUCGCACGGAGCUUGAUCGGGGAGGUCGCUCGCAUCAGCGCCGACUCGAAGGAGCUCCAGAGGCAGGACAAGGUUGUGGACGUGCAGGAUUUCACGACGUUCGCGAAGAAGGUCAAG
Molecule: messenger RNA, 1372 nt
Organism: Prorocentrum cordatum
Lineage: Eukaryota; Dinophyceae; Prorocentrales; Prorocentraceae
Source: the annotation of a GenBank genome assembly